AAAGAGCUAGCAACAUAGAUGGCUAGCAACCGUAGCUUCGUACGGUGGUGUGUUUAUGUGUCGCAGGUAAAUAUUCCUGUUAACGAAGGAGAAAUGUCUUCGCUUCAGCAUUUCAGAGAUAUAAUCGCCGAGCGACUAACUGUUGCUGCUGAAGAAAUAUUCAGACACGUCGAAAGAACCGUCGUAGAAUACGAGGAAGAGUUGGAUCGUCAGCGCAAACUGUUGGAGAUCGUUUGCAAACCUCGAGUAAAGUUACAGCGAAUAGAGCUUCCACAGCAGCAUAUCUGUAAAGAGGUGGAGGGUCUCACUGAGCAGCAGCUCUGUAACCUGGAGAGGAACUCCAGUCUGGACCAAGAGGAAUCGGAGUCACUACAGAUUAAAGAGGAGCAGGAGGAAACCUGCACCAGUCAUGAGGAAGAACAGCUUGAAGUGAAGCAGGAGGCGGAUACAUUAAUGUUGACCCCUGAUAAUGAGGAAAGUGACCACAUGGAACCAGACAGUGACCACCAGCUCCUCUCUCACAGCUCUCCUGUAGCUCCGAGUCGAGAUCAGACAGGACGUCACCAAGUUGACUCUGUGUCUAAUAGAAAUGCAGAGUCAAAGCCACGCAAGAGACGUAACAGGAACAAAGUAGAAAACUGUCACACAUCAAAGAUUGAGUCUGAAACUCACACAGGCAAAAAGUCUUUUAAAUGUGACACUUGUGGAAAAAGUUUUGCUUAUAAGUCACAACUUGUUAUACAUAUGAAAGUUCACAAAGGAGAGAAACCAUUUUCCUGUGAAACAUGUGGAAUGGGUUUUAAACACAGUUUGGAUUUGAUAAAACAUGAAAGAAGUCACACAGAUGAGAAGCCACAUUCUUGUAAAACAUGUGGAAAGUGUUUUAGACACAGUUGGGAUUUGAUAAAACAUGAAAGAACUCACACAGGAGAGAAACCCUUUUCUUGUAAAACAUGUGGAAAGUGCUUUAGACACAGUUCGCAUUUGGUAAAUCAUGAAAGUACUCACACAGGUGAGAAGCCAUAUUUCUGUGAAACAUGUGGAAAGUGUUUUAGAUUAAGUGUACAAUUGAUGGUCCAUAAAAGAAUUCAUACAGGUGAAAAACCAUAUUCCUGUAAAACGUGUGGAAAGUGUUUUAGUCAAAGUUCGCAUUUGGUAAAUCAUGAAAGUACUCACACAGGUGAGAAGCCAUAUUUCUGUGAAACAUGUGGAAAGUGUUUCAGACUAAAUGUACAAUUGAUGCUCCACAAAAGAAUUCACACAGGUGAAAAACCACAUUCCUGUAAAACGUGUGGAAAGUGUUUUCGACUAAGUGCGCAAUUGAUGGUCCAUAAAAGAACUCACACAGGUGAGAAGCCAUAUUCAUGUAAAACAUGUGGAACGUCUUACAGCCAAAGUUCGGACUUGAUAGUCCAUGGAAGAAUUCACUCCGGUGAGAGGCCAUAUUCCUGUAAAACAUGUGGAAGGAGUUUUCUUAAAAGUUCAGAUUUGGUAAGACAUGAAAGAAUUCACUCUGGUGAGAAGCCCUAUUCCUGUGAAACAUGUGGAAAGAGUUUUAUUGAUGGAAAGGAAUUAAAAAUCCAUCAAAGAAUUCACUCUGCUGAGAAUCCAUAUUCCUGUAAAACAUGUGGAAGGAAUUUUUGUCGAAGUUCGGAUUUGAUAAGACAUGAAAGAAUCCACACAGAUGAGAGGCCACAUUGCUGUAAAAUAUGUGGAAAGUGUUUUGCUCAAAGGUCGCAUAUGAUAGUCCAUGAAAGAAUUCACUCUGGUGAAAAGCCAUAUUCCUGUAAAACAUGUGGCAAUCGUUUUACGCGAAGGCCUAAUUUGACAGUCCAUGAAAGAAUACACUCUGGUGAGAGGCCAUAUUCCUGUAAAACAUGUGGAAAGCGUUUUUCACGAAGGCCUAAUUUGACAGUCCAUGAAAGAAUUCACUCUGGUGAGAAGCCCUAUUCCUGUAAAACAUGUGGAAAGCGUUUUCUGCGAAAGCCUGAUUUGAUAAUCCAUGAGAGAAUUCACUCUGGUGAGAAGCCUUAUUCCUGUAAAACAUGUGGAAAGGGUUUUAUUCAAAGAGGGAGUUUGGUAGAACAUGAAAUAAUUCACACUGGUGAGAAGCCAUAUUCCUGUAAAACGUGUGGAAAGUGUUAUAGUCGAAAGAUGCGUUUGACAGUCCAUGAAAGAACUCACUCAGGCAAGAAGCCAUAAACCUGUACAACGCGUGGAAAGUGUUCAGUUAAGGUUUGUCUUUGGUAGAACAUAUUUUUCCAGUCAACCCUACUCUACCCUUUUAAAAAUGUGAAACUCCAUGAAUUUAAAAUAUAGAAUCUAAAG
Solea senegalensis (Senegalese sole) is the source of this 2328-nucleotide messenger RNA. Its product is annotated as zinc finger protein 345-like. Gene Ontology annotation, molecular function: RNA polymerase II cis-regulatory region sequence-specific DNA binding; DNA-binding transcription factor activity, RNA polymerase II-specific. The transcript has 3 exons. NCBI's taxonomy places the organism in Eukaryota, Metazoa, Chordata, Actinopteri, Pleuronectiformes, Soleidae. Gene Ontology annotation, biological process: regulation of transcription by RNA polymerase II; central nervous system development. Gene Ontology annotation, cellular component: nucleus. The record is from RefSeq and is a predicted model, not a curated record. The coding region runs from base 19 to 2202 and encodes 727 amino acids.